Messenger RNA from Malus domestica (apple), 3620 nucleotides. NCBI's taxonomy places the organism in Eukaryota, Viridiplantae, Streptophyta, Magnoliopsida, Rosales, Rosaceae. The record is from RefSeq and is a predicted model, not a curated record.
AAUCCACAGAUUUUCUCAGAACACAAACACACAUACUGGAAUCGAAUUUCUCACAAAACACUUCCAUAAAUUCUGAGCGUUUAUAUUUUCUUUUCCUUUCCUUUCCAGCUCAUAGUUUUCCGGGAAAAUAUGUGUCCCCACCAUAAAACCUCUCUACCGUCAACUUCUCCAGCUCCCACCAUCCCUUCUCCCCUGUUUGGUUCCUAAGAAAAUUUGCAAAAGAAAAAGAAAACCCACAAAAGAAAAAGAGGCUUCCUGUCUCUCUCCAGCUUUCUCCUCCUUAAAACAAAAACCCAUUUCACCAUUGCAGCAGAACGACCCAAAGCUUUCUCAUUUCUCUGAGCUGCUUUUUCUCUCUGGUUUUCUAGGCUGCCAAACAUUGACUGGAAAUAGUGUUUGAUUUGUUGUUUUCUGGGUUUUUUUGGUGAGGUGGGUUAUGAGCAAAUGGGGGACUCGGCUGCUACAGUGAGGCUGGUUCGGUGCCCCAAGUGUGAGAAUCUUCUUCCGGAGCUUGAUGAUUACUCUGUUUACCAGUGUGGUGGUUGUGGUGCUGUUCUUCGAGAUUGUUGUUUAUAUCGUUUUACAGCAAAUAAAAAGAGGCAAGAGGGGGAUACUUUGUUGGAGAAGUCAGACAAAGAGAGGGUUGGAGGAGUUUGUGCCAAAUCAGAUGAUUCAGACAGUAAAGGAAUACUUGUGUUGAGUGAUACUUCUGAUAUGGAUGUUAAGUCGGCUGAUGCUUCUUUGAGGUGUGAUCAAAGGGAUUUAGAGAAGGGAAAUGUGAAAAAUGCUGAGGUCGUUAGGAAGCAAGCGAAAGAUGCAAGUCAGAACUGGUUUGUCGAGGCUGGCGUUGAUAUGAGCAUGAAAAGAGAUGAAUUGGAGAAUGCUUCGGGAAGAGAACAUGGAGAUUUGAAUGCCCAAUUUGGUCCCAUAAGUGCAAGUCGAAGAUCGCAAUGGAUGGCAGAUUGGCGAGCUCAAGAGAAUGGUGAAAAGGAGGGAGUUCGAAGACAUCAAAGAACUGAUUUUGGAGGUAUGAGGUCUUCAACUUCAACCUAUCAAGACGAGGGCCCGUCAAAUUACCAUUUGGGUUCUUCGUAUAGGGGUGGGGAACCAUUGAGAAAAAGUAUUGUCCCAGAUGAGGCAAACAGAGUUCUGUACCUUGAACAAGACCGAGCCGAGCUUCUGAAGAAGCUGGAUGAGCUGAGGGAUCAACUUAGCCGGUCUUGUGAUUUGGUUGAUAAGCCAAAAGAGAAAGCUCCUGUUGAUGGUGGGAUGGUUCCUCCAGAUCCUUAUGGUAGUUCUGACACUUCAUAUGCAGGUGUUUCUUCCGCGGCAAAUAGGGCUUCGAUGCAGUACUUUGGACCUGGUAAACCUGUCGCAGCACAUGCUCAUUUCAAUCACUUUCCAGAGGCAUUUCCCUAUACCAAUGGCCAUGAAAUGCCUAUGGCUAGCUUUUCUUCUACCAUGCAUAAUUCAAACAAUUUUCCUACAUAUGGCGAUCCUUUUGGAUCCCACAUGCACAGUGGAGCUCCUCAUCCCUUUCCCAGGCAAUACCAGCAACCAUCGCUUCCAUACUUCUCUGGACAGUAUGCUGAAAACAAUCCUGAUCCAUUUGAGCUUUACCCAAAUAAUGCAUCGGUUCACCAUCCUACUUGCCCUUGCUUUUAUUGCUAUGACAAUCACCGGCGGGGUUCAGUGCCAGUUCCACCCACUGCUUUCCACAAUAAAAGGUUCCCUGAUUUCCCUAGUAGUUCCAUGUUCCAUCCUGGAAACCCGGGGAUGGUCGGUCCAUAUGAUCACAACAAACCUCGGACUUCGGUUCCUCCACCCUUUAAUGUUUCGCAAACCCAUACAAGAUGGCCAAGUGACCUUAACCCCAAAAUGGGAAGCUUUGUUCAUCCCCGUCCAGAGAGGGUGGUGCCAACCAGUGGUGGCCGACGAUGUCUUCCAUUUUCUGGUGGUGCUCCAUUUGUAACAUGUAAUAAUUGCUUUGAAAUUCUGCAGCUGCCCAAAAAAGUAUUGCUUGCCGAAAAGAAUAAACAGAAAGUGCGAUGCGGGGCAUGCUUUACUGUGAUUGAUUUUGCUGUUUCUAAUAAGAAACUAGUUCUUUCUCAUGCAGAAGCAAAGAAAAAUCCGUCGGAAGUUAAUAGCUUGAAUGAGGUGGUCAAUGACAGUACUUUACAUUCACAAGGCCAUGUCACCCGGAUCUAUGCUCAUUUCUCCUCUGAUGAUUAUGAUACUUCUGGCUAUGAUUUUCAGUCAAUAGAUAGAGAACCUGCGUUACCAUCCACAGGCCCAAGUUCAACUGGUAGCAAGCCUCACGAGAUGCAAAGCUUUCAUUCUUCAUCUCCCAGUACCUCUGAGGAUGACGGCAUCCCAGAAGCUACAGUUGCUCCAAAAGAAUUCACAAAUUCUAUUCAGCAGCCAAUCAAAGGCACUUUUUCUCCGCCUCCUGCUGGUUCACCUCUAGAGGAACACUUUGAAUUCUCAUCGAACAAUCACGUGAUAAACCGACUUGGGAAGGGAAACCGCAGUAGUCGCUCAGAUCAAGAGAAGAUAAAGCCAAAUAAGGUCACCUCGCGACAAAACUCUUUACAGGAGACAUCACUAGCAACUGAGAUGGAGGUAUCAUUUAAUGAGUACUCCAACACUGGGGUUUCCCAAGAUUCUUGGGAUGCAAACAAAGAGGAGCAUCAGCCAAGAACCAACAAAGGGAGUGAUUCAUUUAUUACGAACUUUAUUAAGAAGAGCUUCAGGGAUUUUUCCAAAUCAAAUCAGACAAGUGAUGGGAGAAGUAAUGUUUCGGUUAAUGGGAGUUUAAUACCAGAUCGUGUGCUCAAGAAGGCCGAAAAGAUGGCUGGAACAGUCCAUCCUGGACAAUAUUGGUAUGAUUUCCGAGCUGGAUUCUGGGGUGUCAUGGGUGGCCCUGGUCUUGGCAUCAUUCCUCCAUUUAUUGAAGAGUUCAACUAUCCCAUGCCUCAGAACUGUGCGGCCGGAGAUACCAGUAUUUUUGUGAAUGGAAGGGAGCUUCACCAUAAAGAUUUGGAUUUGCUGUCCAGUAGAGGACUUCCCACAACCAGAGAUAGAUCUUAUAUCAUCGAGAUCUCAGGGAGAGUCCUGGAUGAGGACACUGGUGAAGAGCUUGAUAGCCUUGGCAAGCUAGCCCCAACAGUUGAGAAGGUAAAACGUGGAUUUGGCAUGAAGCUUCCAAGAGCAGCUGCAUAAUCAACAUGUAGAAAUCACUAACUUCAUCCCUCGCAUGGAGAUUCUCAAGUCAUCCAUCCCGAGUUGGAAAGUAAAAUUAUUAGGGAAAAGGGGAAAGAAACCCGGUCGAGGAAAAAUUCUUUGAAAUGUUCAGCAGCUGCACAACAUUGCAGAUAACCGAAAAUGAAUGAUAAGCUGUAGGAUGCUCAGUGGGGUGGUUUUAUCUGAUAUCUACAGUAGCUGUUUUCUGGUUUGAUUUGUUUAGUGCAUGUAGAUCAUGCUAGUUUUCGUUCAGCUGCGACUCUUCAUUUAUUAAUUUAUGUAAAUGGUUUGGUUUUCUGCUGUCUUUGCUAUUAUAAUGUAUGAGGUUAGCGUUUAUCUUGAUCAUAUAUAAAUUUGCUGGUAGCCAUUUCUAUUAA